Messenger RNA from Acanthamoeba castellanii str. Neff, 1071 nucleotides. RefSeq lists its product as uncharacterized. NCBI's taxonomy places the organism in Eukaryota, Discosea, Longamoebia, Acanthamoebidae. The record is from RefSeq and is a predicted model, not a curated record. The transcript has 6 exons. Gene Ontology annotation, molecular function: RNA polymerase II complex binding; chromatin binding. Bases 1 to 1071 code for a protein of 356 amino acids. Gene Ontology annotation, biological process: transcription elongation by RNA polymerase II. Gene Ontology annotation, cellular component: Cdc73/Paf1 complex.
AUGAAGUUUUCCAACACUCUGCCGCCCAUCCCGUUUGACCCGAAGCUGCUCACGAAUCCGUUCGACUCCAUGCGGUUCGUGCGAUACCGCACGACCUCCCUCGAGACCUCCCACCAGCACACCCUCCACGCCGAGCCCGACCUCGGCAUCCCCAUCGACCUCAUCGACCCCUCCACCUACAAGGCCACCCCUGGAGCGGCUCUUCCGCCCGAAGACGCGGUGCUGAUCCAGGUCGGCGCCGCGGAGACGCCCGAGGUGAAGAAGAAGAAAGCCAACGUGCGCGAGAAGCCCAGCACGAGCGUGUCGUGGCUGCGGCGCCACACCGAGUACAUCUCCGACUACGAACAGAGCACCAAGAAGGUCUCGCGCGCUGACAGUAUCGAAGCCCGGGUGGGCCACGCCACGCUCAAGCGGGCCGAGAAGGACAAGAGGAAGCGCACGCGCGAGGAGGUCGUGGACGCCAUCGACCAGGGGUUCGAGGCCGCCAAGGAGAUCCCCGUCCACCCCACAGACCCGUCGCUCAAGCCGCUCGAGAUCUUGCCCGUGUUCCCGGACCACGACCUCUGGGCCAACAGCUACACACUCGUCACAUUCGACGCCGACCCUGGCCGCCCGCGCGCCCAGAAGCAAGCGCUCCUCAAGGGUUUCUCGACGGAGGCUGAAGCCGAGGUCGGGCUGGCCAAGCAGAGCUUCGUGGCGUACCUGGUGCCGAAGAACGACGGGAACGACGACGAGGGUAAGGGAAAGAAGAAGGUGGGCGACGAAGACGACGAGGGGGCGGCGGUGGAAGAGGUCGACGGGAAGACGGCGGAGUACGAGUGGGUGCGCGAGUACUCGUUCAGGAAGGACCAGCAGCACAGCGCCACCUACUUCUUCGUGUGGGACGACGAAAGCGUGCGCUACAACGAGAUCCAGGCGAAGAUCGUCCUCGACAAGAUCAAAUCGCAGGCGGCCAAGGACGCCAUCCGCAGGCAGGCUCGCCCAUCGCAUUCGUACGUGACAACGCGCAACCCGACCGAAGAUGAGCUGGAGGCCAUGGAACUGGCCAGGGACGCACUGGCACCCUUCUAG